CGGAAAGACUCGCCGUUUCCGGUACCUCAGCCGCAACUCCUUUGACACCCUGCAAAAAAGUUAGAAUCCUCCGGAAAAAGGAUUGAUGGGUGAAGGAAAGCCAGAAUCGGUGACGCACGAAGGCGUUGGGCAGCAAACUGCUGAAGGACACGGUGACAAGAAUGAGGGCAAUCCCAAAAUUGGGGUUCGUAUCGCACAGUCCACCGGUGCUUGGUGACGCCUCCGCCCGUCAAUUCGAUUAGGAUCAAUGAAAAUCCCUAAAACAGAAUCGUAUCGUCGACGAGCGAAGUGAACGGUUGAACUGUUCAAACCGUUUGAGCCCUCAGAACAAUAUUCCACAAACCACCAAAAAACAACCGAAAUCUCCACCUCCGGCACCGGAAGACUGUAAAAUCCCUGAUCCGACGGUGAAGCGGAGGCAGGGAAACACCCUAGAUGGACGGCGGAGGAGGUGAUGGGUAUCGGCUGACGAACUUCGCUUCGGGGCGCGUGCAAGAGGAGGAGCCGACGAUAAUCAACCGGAUGAUGCUCAGAUUCCGCCCGAUCGCUCCCAAGCCGGCCGCCGGCGCAGGCUCCGGAUCCUCCGCGGCCAGGCUAGUCUCCAAGGUAAGGACGAAGCGUAAGUACGUUAGGGUUAGAGCAGCCGGUGGCGGCGGCCGGCGGGGGCGGAGGAGGGCCGCCGCUGUGAGGAGGGCCGCCGUGAACGGAAGGAACCGCAACACACGGCGUGCGACCGUUGCACUUUUCCCUAACGGAAUGUGCAAUUGACAAAAUCGAUCCCUCCCUCCGCUCAAGGCGUUAGCCUGAAGGAACGUCCAAUAAAUGGCCGUCUUCAUUUCCUCCGAGAUCCAUAGUUUCCCAAGUCCAAAGUCCACCCAAAAAAGAAAACAAGUUACAGACACAGAGGAGAACUAAGCCAUGGAGAGAUCGGGCACCACCAAAGCAUUUACGGAAUCAGCUCAGAAGCGGAAUUCGUUCUUCGAGUACGCCCUCACCAAAUCGACCGGCAACCCGCUGUCUUCCUCCAGCAAACACCACCUCCACCACCAUCCCGACGACGGUUUACUAGAUAUCGAUGACGAGCCAACUCCAACUUCUCCCUCCGCCUUCGUUUCCGUCAGCAUCCCAAUCAGCCGGAUCCCCGACAACCUCAUCCCGCACAACCGGGGGCCGUCAACGGGUCUUUCCCCAAUCGGUUCUCCCCAAUCUCUCUCAACUUUCUUCCCCGAAUUAAGCUGCCACUUGGACCUUGUUGCGGCGGCGCGUAGGGAGCACGAGCACUGUGUCUGUGGUACGACGGAGGAGAAGAAGGAAUUCAAGGCAAGGUGGGUGCCGAUUUUACUGAACCGGCUGAGGGAGCUGUCGGAGAUGGAGGGCAAGAGCGCGGUAGGGGUGGAGAUCGCGGACACGAUUGAUUUCUUGAAGACGCUGUACGUCUCGGAGUCGGUGUUGAAGGAGAUCGGAGAGAUGAGCGACAAGAGCCGGCAAGGGGUGAUAAGGUUGCAGGAAGGGUUGCUGCUGGUUGACAAGGCCAAAGAGCAGCUUCGAUAUGCUCUUCAGAAGAAGCUUUUCUCCGCAGAUUGAAACUCUAGUUUUGGAUUUGAAAUGGAUGAUUUCUACUGCACGUAAUUUUGUUUUUGCUUUCCUGCUGAAUUCUCAGUAAUUGUUUCGUAGGAAGGAGGAUUGGUUUGUCAAUAUUGUGAUGCUGAACACCGUGAUUAUUUAGAGUUUGUAAUAUUAUAAAGGCAAAAUACAUAUGCAUAGUCAUAAUUAUACACUUUGUGACAAUAAUAGCCAGAUUUUGAAAAAUACACAAAAAUAACCAUUUUGUCCAAAACU
Messenger RNA from Linum tenue, 1839 nucleotides. The record is from the annotation of a GenBank genome assembly. NCBI's taxonomy places the organism in Eukaryota, Viridiplantae, Streptophyta, Magnoliopsida, Malpighiales, Linaceae.